ACCAGCCCCCACGUUCCCACCCGAUUAGAAAAUCCCCUCCCUGCUUUCCAACGCCACCCACCGCCGCGCGCCGCCAUCAACGACGCCAAGCGCGCCUUGUUUCCUACUCCAAGAUCCCACGCUACGUAUAAAGAGCACCCCCUCUGCUAGUUGGCAGCCAGGCUAGCUCUCUCGCUCCUUCGUCCUCGCAAGCAUCACACCAGAUCCACCGUAGGAGCAAGGAAGGGAGAUCCACCUAACCCACCAAUGGCGGCCGCUGCUUCCUCCAGCGCGUGGAAGGCGAGGUGGCUCCGCCCCGAGGCGUACCCUAUCUUUGCGGCGACGGGCGUGGCCGUGGGGAUCUGCGUCAUGCAGCUGGUGCGCAACAUCACCACCAACCCCGAGGUCCGGGUGACCAAGGAGAACAGGGCGGCCGGAGUGCUGGACAACCACGACGAGGGCCGCCGCUACGCGCGCCACCCCUUCCGGAGGUUCAUCGACGGCAAGUCCGCCGAGAUCAUGCCCGGCAUCAACAGCUUCUUCACCGCCCCACCAAAGAACUAGACGUCGUUGUCGUCGCCGUCGGAGAGCUCUUUCUUCAACUUGAAGGGUGGAAUCAAUCCCUUCGCGAGAAUUACAUUCUUUUUUCCGCAUGAAUUCAAGUAUUAUUCGCCAUGAUUGAUUGUCAGGCGCUGUACUAUAUUGAUUUUUGUGAUCAUAUAUAAGUAUAAAACUUGAUCUGAAUAAUCCCUAUGUCUUGAACAACUA
This is a messenger RNA of Triticum aestivum (bread wheat), 747 nucleotides long. RefSeq lists its product as uncharacterized. The transcript is spliced from 2 exons. NCBI's taxonomy places the organism in Eukaryota, Viridiplantae, Streptophyta, Magnoliopsida, Poales, Poaceae. The coding region runs from base 247 to 543 and encodes 98 amino acids. The record is from RefSeq and is a predicted model, not a curated record.